Molecule: messenger RNA, 1665 nt
Organism: Euleptes europaea (tarantolino)
Lineage: Eukaryota; Metazoa; Chordata; Lepidosauria; Squamata; Sphaerodactylidae
Gene: MEX3B
Product: mex-3 RNA binding family member B
Exons: 2
Coding region: 1-1665 (554 amino acids)
Molecular function (GO): RNA binding
Source: RefSeq, a predicted model, not a curated record
AUGCCCAGCUCGCUUUUCGCGGACAUGGAGAGGAACGGGGGCGGCGGCGGGGGGGGCGGCGGCGGCGGCGGGGGGGGCGAGACCCUGGACGACCAGCGCGCCCUGCAGAUCGCCCUGGACCAGCUCUCCCUGCUGGGCUUGGACGGCGACGAGCCGGGCUCGCUGUACGACGGCGAGCCGCGCAAGAAGAGCGUCAACAUGACCGAGUGCGUCCCCGUGCCCAGCUCCGAGCACGUCGCCGAGAUCGUGGGAAGGCAAGGUUGUAAAAUCAAAGCGCUGCGGGCGAAGACCAACACGUACAUCAAGACGCCGGUGCGCGGGGAGGAGCCGCUGUUCGUGGUGACGGGGCGCAAGGAGGACGUGGCCAUGGCCCGGCGGGAGAUCAUCUCGGCGGCCGAGCACUUCUCGCUGAUCCGCGCCUCGCGGCACAAGAGCGCGGCGCUCAACGGCGCCCCGCCCAGCCCGCCCCACCUGCCGGGCCAGACGACCAUCCAGGUGCGGGUGCCCUACCGGGUGGUGGGGCUGGUGGUGGGGCCCAAGGGGGCCACCAUCAAGCGCAUCCAGCAGCAGACCCACACCUACAUCGUCACGCCCAGCCGCGACAAGGAGCCCGUCUUCGAGGUGACCGGCAUGCCGGAGAACGUGGACCGCGCCCGCGACGAGAUCGAGGCCCACAUCGCCCUGCGCACCGGCGGCGGCGUGGUGGAGCUCACCGACGACAACGACUUCCACGCCAACGGCACCGACGUGGGCUUCGAGCUGCACGGCGGCGGCGGCGGGGGCGCCGGCGGCCUCUGGAGCAAGCCCACCCCCCCGCCGCCGCCCCCUCCCCCGCCGCCCCCGCCCCCGCCCCCCGCCCCCAGCGUCCCCCCGACGCCCGGCCGCAAGCCCUUCUGCAGCAGCUACCGCCACGACAGCUCCAGCUCGCUGGGCAGCGCCUCCACCGACUCCUACUUCGGAGGGGGCCAGGGCCGCCUGGGCGACUACAGCCCGCCCAGCCCGGCCCUGCCCUUCCCGCCCCCCGCCUACGAGGGCCUCUCCUCCCCGGAGCUGCCCCCCUUCGACUCCCCGCCGGGCUUCGAGCUGGCCCCGGCCCCGCCGCCGCCGCAGCAGCCGCCGCCGCUGCUCUGGCCCCAGUUCGAGCGCGGCCCGCCCUCCCCCGGCGGCGGGGCCUUCCCGGCGGCGGCCCCCGGCGCCCUGCUGCGGCGAGGCGCGCGCCUCUCCCCGCCCCCGCGCGGGGGAGGGGGAGGGGGCGGGGCGCCGCCCGGCGAGCCCCACCCGCUGGCGCGCCGCGUGCGCAGCGACCCCGGGGGCCGCCUGAUCGCCGCCGCCGUGGCCGCCGCCGCCUCCUUCCCGCUGUACGCCGGCGGCGGCGGCGCCCUGCCCGGCCUGCUGCCCUCGCCCUCCUCCGCCUCGUCGUCCAGCUCGUCCAGCUCGUCGUCCAGCUCGUCGUGCUCGUCGUCGGCGCGGCGGAGGGGCGGCGGCGGCGGCGGCGGCGGGCGCGACUGCUCGGUGUGCUUCGAGAGCGAGGUGAUCGCCGCCCUCGUGCCCUGCGGCCACAACCUCUUCUGCAUGGAGUGCGCCAACCGCAUCUGCGAGCGGAGCCAGCCCCAGUGCCCCGUGUGCCACAGCGCCGUCACCCAGGCCAUCCGCAUCUUCUCCUGA